Messenger RNA from Prosopis cineraria, 1259 nucleotides. RefSeq names its product alpha-galactosidase-like. Bases 1 to 1245 code for a protein of 414 amino acids. The transcript is spliced from 15 exons. Gene Ontology annotation, molecular function: hydrolase activity, hydrolyzing O-glycosyl compounds. Gene Ontology annotation, biological process: carbohydrate metabolic process. Lineage: Eukaryota; Viridiplantae; Streptophyta; Magnoliopsida; Fabales; Fabaceae. The record is from RefSeq and is a predicted model, not a curated record.
AUGGCACUUCAAGAUUCUGCAACAAGAAUGGUCACAGGGCUUGCCUUGUGCUUCAUGUUUCUGCUAUUCAAUGCUUCUUCUUCAUGUGCUGCUCGUUUCUUGAACACUAACAUAGACACGCCAAUCCAACAUCACAAGCUCAGAAGACAGCUUGUUGAAAAUGGUCUUGGUCGUACUCCUCCUAUGGGGUGGAAUAGUUGGAACCAUUUUCAGUGUGACCUUAAUGAGGAGAUGAUUCGAGAAACAGCUGAUGCAAUGAUAUCAACUGGCCUUGCUGCUUUAGGGUACCAAUAUAUUAAUUUAGAUGACUGCUGGGCUGAACUUGAUCGAGAUUCUGAGGGAAAUAUGGUUCCGAAAGCUUCAAAAUUUCCCUCAGGAAUUAAGGCUCUGGCUGAUUAUGUACACAACAAAGGAUUGAAGCUUGGGAUUUAUUCCGAUGCUGGAAAUCAAACUUGCAGUAAGCAAAUGCCUGGAUCACUAGGACAUGAAGAACAAGAUGCAAAAACAUUUGCUUCCUGGGGUAUUGAUUUCUUGAAGUAUGAUAACUGUGAGAACCUUAAUAUAAGCCCAAAAGAAAGGUACCCUAAAAUGUCUGAAGCAUUAUUGAACUCUGGAAGGCCAAUCUUCUUCUCCAUGUGUGAAUGGGGGCAAGAAGACCCAGAACUUUGGGCCAAAAACGUAGGAAAUAGUUGGAGAACAACAGGAGAUAUUGAAGAUAAAUGGGAAAGCAUGACAAAUAUUGCAGAUGCAAAUGACAGAUGGGCUUCUUAUGCUGGACCUGGAGGAUGGAAUGAUCCAGAUAUGCUUGAAGUUGGAAAUGGAGGAAUGACCACUGAAGAAUAUCGUUCCCAUUACAGCAUUUGGGCAUUGGCUAAGGCUCCUUUGUUAAUUGGUUGUGAUGUUCGAGCAAUGGAUAACACAACAUUCGAGCUACUAACAAACAAAGAAGUUAUUGCUGUCAACCAAGACAGCUUGGGAGUUCAGGGAAAGAAGGUGAAAAGUGAAGAUGGUUUAGAAGUUUGGGCAGGUCCUCUCAGUGAUAACCGAGUGGCAGUAAUUUUGUGGAACAGAAGUUCAUCAAAAGCAAAUGUGACUGCAUCUUGGUCUGAUGUUGGAUUAGAAUCAGAAAAAGUUGUAGAUGCUCGAGAUUUAUGGGAGCAUUCUACGCAAGCUUCAGUUUCGGGACAAAUUUCUGCUGAACUUGAUUCACAUGCUUGCAAGAUGUUUGUUUUCACUCCCAAUUAGGCAUCAAAUUUUCG